AUGGAUACAGAAUAUCAACAGUUAACUCAAAAUCUUGAUAACUUGGUUGAAGUGAGGCAGAAGUUACAAGUACAAUUCAAUGAGAAUAAUCAAGUUAAGGAUGAAUUCAACAAACUCACUCCUAAUAACACCAUUUACAAAUUAGUUGGCCCUGCUUUAGUCGAGCAAGAUCAACAUGAAUCGAAACUUAACGUUGAAAAGCGCUUAGAUUUCAUAAAAAGUGAGAUUGAUAGAACUGAAUCUGAGAUUGAAUCUGGGCAGAAAACAAUCCAAUCGAUACAGCAAUCUAUCAGUCAACAGACUCAACAAGAGUCUACAGAAUAG
Molecule: messenger RNA, 324 nt
Organism: Wallemia ichthyophaga EXF-994
Lineage: Eukaryota; Fungi; Basidiomycota; Wallemiomycetes; Wallemiales; Wallemiaceae
Product: Prefoldin subunit 6
Exons: 2
Coding region: 1-324 (107 amino acids)
Biological process (GO): protein folding; chaperone-mediated protein complex assembly
Cellular component (GO): prefoldin complex; cytoplasm
Molecular function (GO): protein-folding chaperone binding
Source: RefSeq, a predicted model, not a curated record